UCCACGUUUUCGAUGCUUCCAACUUCGUGUUUGUGUCUGCAGAAGUACGGUGCAUUGCCUAAAGACUAUACGCCUAGAACAAGGGCCGAAGAUUGUAUACUGGAAGUCUCAGAUUCCAAGCUAAUAGUCUCACGAUUGCAAGGAAGAUCACGAUCUCAGAAAUCAAGCUGGACCACUAUUGUAUCCGUACCCUUCGACAAACGAGUCGCACCCGACAAACUCUUUCGAUCGGUCGCAAACAAUAUUUGUGUCUUUCAAUGAAGCGCGGCGCUCUCGAUACGUUCUUCAAGCCAAUAACCCCCAAGAAAGUCAAGUACGAAACUACAGCCAAUGCUUCGAGCCAUACAUCUUACCCCUUCCCAAUACCGCACUUACCCAUCUCGUUCAAGGAGCAACUGGGCUUUGUGCCAGCAGAGGAGGGCGUGCCGAUGAACGACUUUCUUGACCUGGACCUCGUCUACUACCAACCAUAUAUCCCACCAGCCAUCACUGCAGGUCUCUUCGAGUUUCUGCGCCAGGAACUGCCGUUCUAUAGAGUGCAAUAUACGAUCACUCGUUUUGGCAAAAAGACCGACAUCAACACACCACGCUUCACCACAGUUUUCGGAAUCGAUGAUACUUGUCGCUUUGAUCAAAGUGGCGACAUCGUGGACGCUCAGACAGGCAAGAAGGUGGAAGCUUCAAAAUUCAAAUGCGAACCUCGUCCCAUACCACAAUGCUUGGAUGAGUUGCGCAAGAUCACUGAAGGCACUACGGGCGAUACCUUCAACUUCUGCCUAGUCAACUAUUACGCAGAUGGGAAAGACAGUAUCUCUUACCACUCCGACAAUGAGCGCUUCCUUGGUCCGAAUCCAACCAUUGCGUCAUUCACGCUCGGUGCGAAGCGAGAUUUCCUCAUGAAGCACAAGCCUAUUGCGCCGAAAGAGGACGAAACGACGCUGGAUCCUGGGCAGAUAAAGCUCCCGCUUGCUUCAGGGGACAUGGUAUUAAUGAGAGGGAAGACGCAGUCCAUGUGGUUGCACAGCAUACCGAAAAGGGCUGGUGUAGAUGCGAACAAGGGGAGAAUCAACAUCACCUUUCGGAAAGCGCUUGUCAGGGGCGGUACAGAAAACUACUACCAGUACAAUGUUGGUACUGGUGGUGUGUACAGAUGGGAUGCGAAGCAGGAAAAGAUGGUUUUGGGCGAGAAACAGGGAGCAGCGAAGAGUAUCGAGGCGGUCAAAGGAGAGGAGACUACCUGAACGCCUGGAGCGUACCGGGUACUCAUGUUCGAAUCCUUACAAAGUUGCUGCGAAAACCAAAUGCUCUUCGUUCUUUGCAGGUCUCCGCAAAGUCUCGCGAUUGAGUCGUAGCAGGCAGCAUUGUGUAGAAAGACAACAAGAGAUCAAAAGAUCUGAUCAGCUCCUAAAGUCGAAGGGUCCCACAACGGCCGCCGGAAUGGGCUAAGAGGGCGGAGGCUGUGCGUUCACAUUGACCCCGCCAUCCAGGGCUGGAUAGGAGGAGCCUUGUGAACAAUGAAG
Molecule: messenger RNA, 1520 nt
Organism: Macroventuria anomochaeta
Lineage: Eukaryota; Fungi; Ascomycota; Dothideomycetes; Pleosporales; Didymellaceae
Product: DNA repair family protein
Exons: 1
Coding region: 258-1241 (327 amino acids)
Biological process (GO): DNA repair
Source: RefSeq, a predicted model, not a curated record